CUGCGUAGUUUCACUUUCAAAAAAAUUUUCCCAACUCUCUAUAAGUGAGCUGGAGGGAUCAUGGCUGAGCACAAAGCAUAUUUGACCAAAACUGGAGUCAAGAGGAAAUUGUUGAUUAAAAAUGGAAUGCAACCUUAUAUCCCUGCAUUGCCUUAGUUUGGAACUUCUGUACUACCUUGGCUUUCAGCAUUGAGACACAGUCCUGAAGGAGAAGAGGAAGCUGUUUGUGGAAUCAGUGGACAAGGGCUUAAUCAAUGGAUUACUGGAUGAUUUAUUGGAAGUAAAAGUGCUGAAUCAAGAAGAAAUGGAGAUAGUGAGGGAGGAAAAUAAAACAAUCAGGGAUCAGGCUCGAAGAUUGAUUGAUAUUGUCAUUCGCAAAGGUUCCAAAGCCAGCCAGUAUCUUAUUAAGAGUAUCAUUGAAAGAGAUGGACAUCUUGCAGACCACCUUGCUCUGUCUUCAGGAUCUCAGACAGAACAACUACCUACUGUAUCUGAAGCAUUUUCGAAAAAAUCCUCUUCCUCACCAGUUCCUCAGGCAAUCCAGGCCAAUGCCACAGACACACUCAAGCUUUGUUCCCAUGAAGACUUCCAAAGGCUAAGGAAGAAGAUGGCAGGACAGAUAUACCCAGUGAUGGAGAAAGAAGGCCGCACACGCCUGGCACUUAUCAUCUGUAAUGUGGAGUUUGAUGAGCUAUCUCAGCGUAAUGGAGCUAAUAAUGACAUCAUAGGAAUGCAGAACCUUCUUGAAGGUCUGGGUUACAGAGUAGAUGUUGAAAAAAACCUCACAGCUUUGGAAAUGGAGUCAAAGCUAAAGCAAUUUGCCUCCCGCCCAGAGCACCAGACUUCAGAUAGUACUUUUUUGGUGCUCAUGUCUCAUGGUGAGCCAAGAGGCAUAUGUGGAAAGGAUUCCACAAAAGAAGCUCCUCAAAUACUACCUGUUGACAGGAUCUUCCAAAUUUUCAACACCAGCAACUGUCCUAGUUUGAAGGACAAGCCCAAGAUCAUUAUCCUUCAGGCUUGCCGAGGGGGGAAUUCAGGGAUUGUUUGGGUCAGUGAUUCAGCAGCACCCUCUGCAGACAAGUGUCCCCAGGACUCAGACAUCUUUGAAAAUGAUACUCUCUGUAAGGCCCAUGUGGAGAAGGACUUCAUUGCUUUCUGCUCAUCAACUCCAAAUAACAUGUCCUGGAGAAAGAGAGACACGGGCUCUCUCUUCAUCAUCAAAUUGAUUGAUUGCUUCAGAAAAUAUGCAUGGUGCUCUCACUUGUAUGAUAUUUUCUGUAAGGUCCAGCAUUCAUUUGAGAUCCCAAUGGAGAAGAUGCAAAUGCCCACCAUUGAAAGAGCAACAUUAACAAAGUAUUUCUAUCUUUUUCCUGGCAAUUAAAAUUAUUAAGCAACAGAAAUGGUAGCUGUUGGCAUCUCAGGAAGUCACAAGUGAUGCACUACUUAUAUAGCUACCUCUUGUGGAAGGAUUUUUCCGUAUGGGGAUUUUUGAUGUUGUUAUUGCCUGGUUUUUCUUUAAACAGUCCAAUAAAUACGAAGUCAAAUAA
Molecule: messenger RNA, 1547 nt
Organism: Sarcophilus harrisii (Tasmanian devil)
Lineage: Eukaryota; Metazoa; Chordata; Mammalia; Dasyuromorphia; Dasyuridae
Product: caspase-1
Exons: 11
Coding region: 305-1381 (358 amino acids)
Biological process (GO): regulation of apoptotic process; proteolysis
Cellular component (GO): protein-containing complex
Molecular function (GO): cysteine-type endopeptidase activity; caspase binding
Source: RefSeq, a predicted model, not a curated record